CAUAACAUUAAAUUAAGAUCAAAAGCACGUUAUUUUUUGUUUUGAUUCGUUUUUACAAUAGCCCAUUUUAACUUAGUGGAUGUGAUAACUAGUAGUAAAUCCCUUUGAAAGAUUGAUUAACGUUAUGAUGCAGCUUGUGGUGUUGUGCAUAUAAAGAAGUACUAAUGUUCCAUCUUAAAUACUAAAUACAUUGUCCGUCAUCUCUCACGAUGGAGAUUUUGCGGGAUGAUGAAGAACAAGAGCUCAAAUAUAAACGUACGGGUCGUUUGGACAUGAGCCAUGGUUUCUUACACCACAUUCGAAGGAACCAGAUUGCCAGAGAUGACUAUGAUAAGCAGGUAAAGCAGGCCAAUGAGCGUCAGAGGGCCAGGCUCACCACUACCCCCCGACGCCCCCGCCGGCCAGAUAUCCAAGUGUACCAUCCUCGACGUGGAAAUGGAUCUGAGCCAGGAGUGGGUGCAGAGACUGAAGAGUGGAAUGAGAGUGGGUCGAGUACAGAGCCAGAGACCCAUGGAACUGAACUCUUCUGGCUGGACUACCAGGCUGACUCUGGCUGUGUCACCUCCUUCAUUGUACACAAGGAGGACAAGCCAGAGAGGGUGGUGGAGCGUGUAGCAGAGAAGAAUCUUCUGGACUCAGCCAUGAGGGUGGCACUGCAGGCCCGGGUUCGAAAGGAAAUGGAUAAACGUCUGGACAAACGCUGAAGGAAGUGAAUGAAGUUAACAGUGAUGAGAGGGGUGAGGAGGAGUCAGAGGCCUCUGUCUACCCUCCAGCCAACCCUCUUCCUGUAUGUAAGGAAUGCUAGUAGCAGAGGACUACUGUGGACCCACAUUCUGAGAGACUGUUAACCAGGAUCUGAAUGACGUCACACAGCCACGCCGUCCCCUCUGUGCUAGUGUACAGCCAUGGGGAAAAGACUGACUUACAGAAGGGUAAAAAUGGAGCCGUCCUCACAUCUCUUGUAUUGGGCUGGCAUCUCUGACCCUGGGUCAUGUCUGUAAGGGGCCCUGUGAAACUGCCGUUGUCUUGUGGUUGAAUGGGCCAUUGGCUGUCAACCUGCUCCAAAGGACAGAGCUGAGAACAUGGACCCCUAUCUGAGCCACACCAGGGUAAGGCUGGGCAGUAUACCAUAUUUUACAAUAUACCGGUAUUGACACACAGACUGGUUUGGGGUUUUACUUUACCUUCUGCAUGGUCAAUGCAGCACAUACAACAAUGUUGAUGACAACAAUGCUGUUUUCAUUUAGCUUCUUAAUAUAAAUCUACAAGCAUUCUAUAAUUACACUAUUAGUUUCUGUUUCUUACAUCUGUAAACCUCUAGUUCGGCUUGUCUUAGCAAGUUGGGCCUAAAUCCUGUUAGCUACUAAUGCUAAUUGCUAGCUAAAUGUACUGAAUCAGAGCAAACGUAAUUAGCUAUACAGCCUGAUAAUACCAGAUAGUGUAGACCUAAAACAGCAUGUUUGUGCAACAGUAUCUUCUAAAUCAAAAAGGAAGCAAGAAUGUUAGCUACAUGAAGAAGGUAAGAGAAAACAUUCAAUGUAGCCACAGAUUGAACAGUCCCCUAGAAACACUUAUCAACACUUUUGUUCCUAGUUCCUACCCUGUCGCAAUAACUCCUCCCUGGCAUUUUCAUUCAUUGUCAUGUCGAACACUGUAUUCAAAGUGCCAACUAUUAUUCUAACUAUAGAAUUAGAAUAAUCAUUCUAUUUCCAUAAUUCCAACAGUUCACCCAAGUGUUUUUCUCUAAAUCGUAAGUCAAAUUGCAACAUUUGGUUAAAAAUAAGGCACAGAUUGUUUGCCCAUAUCGUGCAGCCUUAUGUGCAAAUGAUCUCAAAUGAGUGCAACAAAUUUAUUAAAAUGCACAUUUGGGGGGGGGGUUGAAGUUGAAUUGAACAGUAUAAAACAAUCUGAAUGGAGAAAGACCCAUUGAAAUCACUUAGAAUAUAUGUCUUUCCACCCUAGAGUCAUACACUACUCAUAAAUAACAUUGAGCUUUUAUUAUACUUUUUGUUUUAAUACUGUGAUAUUUUGGCCAUAUUAACCCCCACAUCCACCAGAGGCCACUUUUUUUUUUUUAUUAACCUUUAUUACAACUAGGCAAGUCAGUUACUGCCCAAUGGGACUCCCGAUCACAGCCAGUUGUGAUACAGCCCAGGAUUGAACCAGGGUCUGUAGUGACACCUCUAGCACUGAGAUGCAGUGCCUUAGACCGCUGUGUGCGGCAGUUUCAAGGGUGCGUGCACACAAUCCUUGCAUGCGGCAGUUUUCCCGCAGGGGUUGGUAUUUAUACAUUUUGAACGAUUCCCACGCAAAUCUCAGACCAUGCGUACCCACAACUUCUAGUUGUUGUCUGAUCAACUGUAUUGCAAGCAAAUAUUGUUAUUUUGGGGGAAAUUGAGGUGUUUGAUGCACAGGAAUUAUAAUGGUAGGCUAAUAUCAUUAAAACCUAUAGGCCUAAUUAUAAAACAGAUGCAUUUGUCAUUGGUAAAAAGAUUGCAUAGCAGCAUGUCACCCAAUAUAUGUUUUACUUUAUAUAAGCCUACAUCAUAAUCUUAUUGCAGGGCAUAUCUCUCCUUUUCUGACAUGCCACUACAUAAAAUAUUAUGCUACCAUUUAUCCAUCCCUUAUUCAAUGGCCAACCAUGCUAGAAAGUAAAUAGACCGGUAGCCUAUGACAGUAUGGUUAGGCUAUAGUAUCGCUGUGCGAAAGGAGCGCAACAUAAUAGCCUGUUUAAUCUCAACGCCUAUACCAUGGAGAUAGUCUAACAAUCAUGUAUUGAUAAAAUAUUUCACAACAAUUCAUAUUUUGCAUAGACGUGUGGACUGUAGGCAGCAUUUACUUGGAAAUUGUUCAAUAGAAAAUCAAUCUUGCAGAAUGCGUGGCCUUUUCUCAAUGUAGACGUAAUGCAUUAUUUGUUUUAAAAAAGUAACGGCAGAAGAUGAAAACAUUCUGCCCACACCUCUACAGAAAUGUGAUCACAUUUGCCAUUGCGCUUUCCUUUAGCAACUAUCACGGCCCAGUUCCAACAUCUCCAAAUAAUACAGCAAAUGAAGGCGUUGUUGUUACAAUAAAAGGUGAAUGGAGGGCAUUUUCCCAGCGGAGGUGUAGCGCUCGUUCUCACACACAUAUGGUUUAGCUCUGAUUUACCAAUUACGCUUGCAUAUGUGCAAAUGUUUGAUAAAUCCCAAUAAUGUGUUUCCAUUCAAAUCCUAGAUGCUCCACGUACGCCAAAAUUUAGUUUGAAAUGUAUCCACGUUGAUAAAUGAGGCCCUAAUCCCCAGAAACUGGGACGCCACCCCUGUGAAUUUCUUUUUCACCACACAGUGACAUCCUCUUCCCCAUAGAAAGUGUGCUGUGUUUACCAAAUGUGUACUUUUUGUUUAUAUGGAUGUGGUUUAAAUCCAUUGGAGGCUGCUGAGGGGAGGACGGCUCAUUUUAAUGGCUGGAAUGGAGCAAAUGAAAUGGCAUCAAACACAUGGAAACCAUGUGAUUGAUGUAUUUGAUAUCAUUCCACCCAUUACCACAAGCUCUUCCUCCCCAAUUAAGGUGCCACCAACCUCUUGUGUUUACAUUUUAUUUGGCAAAGUGAUGUGACUGGGAUGUCAUUGCAGUUAUGUUUUUUUGUUUUCAUGAAAAAGUGACCAUGUUGAUUUGCUGUCUGCAGGGUUACAUGAGGUCACUGUGACUCAAUAUGACUAAGGCAGGAGAGCAAAUCAAUUGGUCGUAGCUGAUUCUUGUUUGUUUAAAAAAUGUGCUGUGGCCAUGACUUCUCUCAUUUAUUUUGUGAUUGGCCUAUAUGUUCUAAGAGUUAUUUUUUUAUUACUGUCAUUUUCUGGAAAGAUCCUUAUUGUUUCAGUAUUACAUAUAUUAAAUAUUUAUUUUCCAAA
Oncorhynchus nerka (sockeye salmon) is the source of this 3887-nucleotide messenger RNA. Its product is annotated as UPF0561 protein C2orf68 homolog. The transcript has 4 exons. Bases 210 to 704 code for a protein of 164 amino acids. The record is from RefSeq and is a predicted model, not a curated record. Lineage: Eukaryota; Metazoa; Chordata; Actinopteri; Salmoniformes; Salmonidae.